Molecule: messenger RNA, 2817 nt
Organism: Anopheles cruzii
Lineage: Eukaryota; Metazoa; Arthropoda; Insecta; Diptera; Culicidae
Gene: IntS4
Product: integrator complex subunit 4
Exons: 4
Coding region: 1-2817 (938 amino acids)
Biological process (GO): snRNA processing
Cellular component (GO): integrator complex
Source: RefSeq, a predicted model, not a curated record
AUGGCACUGGCGGCAAAACGAACCCUCUCGGAGCUAACGCCUGAUCCAACACCGGCGGUACCACAGAUUCCGACCCAUCGGCUGUACAAACGGAUUCGCCGCAACGCGUGCAAAGGCAGCGGAACGCUUACGUCCAUCCUCGGGCUCGUGACGCAGCUCGAGGACGCGACGAGUAACGAGGCGCUGCAGAUUCUGAUCAAAAUCACCGAUUCGAUGCAGUUCGACGAGAGCGAGUUCCCGGACGCGAUCCGUAGGCUGGUGGAGCACUUUCUGCGCGAGCCCGAAUCGGCGGUCCGGGUGAAGAUACUGUCACUGUUUGGCGAUCUCGCGACCGAAACCGGCAUCGACGGGCAGCAGCUGAUCGACGAGGUGAUCAAGCUGCUGAAGAACGAACGAUCGUCCAAGGUCAUUUCGCAGGGCCUCACAGUACUCGGCCGGAUCGGCAGAUCGUUCACGCCCACGGUGUCCUACAUCAACAAGAUGGUGUUCUUUGCGAAGGUGAAACUGUUCUCCGCGAGUCACAACGUCCAGCGGCACGCCAUCCUGCUGUUGGGCGUGUUUGUGCUCGUGUCCGACGCGGAGAAGGAAAGUCUCGAGCUGAUCGGCAAGUACACCGAUUCGCCGGAUGCCCGCGUGAGGGCACAGGCGUUCCGCUCGAUGCUGACCCUGGGCGAUCGUGGCGUUCAGCUUCCGCCGUCACUGUACCCACGGGCCUGUGCCUCACUCGCGGACGAUUACGAGUGCGUACGGCGGGAAGCGUUGAACAUGGUGUGUGAGCUCGGUAUCCGGCACCCGGAGAAGUUGAUCAAGGUCCAAGACUCGGAACAAGAGGUACGCAUGAUCGAUGACGCGUUCGGGAAGGUUUGCUCGGCGAUCUGCGAUCUGUCGAUGAACGUGCGCACACAGGCGGCCGAGCUGCUCGGCGGCAUGACGGCGGUCAGCGACGGGUUCCUGCACCAGACGCUCGACAAGAAGCUGAUGAGCAAUAUGCGGCGCAAGAAGAGCCUGCACGAGCGCAGCGCGGCCCACUUUGCGAGCGGCGAGUGGUCCAGCGGCAAAAAGUGGGCCGACGACGCCCCGAAGGAGGUCAUCUCGGCCGACUCCGUGUCCCUGAUGGCGUCCGGUGCGUGCGGUGCGCUGGUACAGGGCCUGGAGGACGAGUUCCUCGAAGUGCGGACGGCCUCGGUGAACUCGAUGUGCAAGCUGGCGCUUAAGAAUUCGCUCUUUGCCGUGACGUCGCUCGAUUUUCUGGUCGACAUGUUCAACGACGAGAUCGAGGAGGUUCGCCUGCGCGCGAUCUACAGCUUGACGGCGAUCUCGCGCCACAUCAUUCUGCGCGAGGAUCAGCUCGAGACGAUGCUCAGCUCGCUGGAGGACUACUCGGUGGAGGUGCGCGAGGGCUUGCACCUGAUGCUGGGCGCGUGCAAAGUGUCCACCAAAAACUGUCUCACGCUCGUCGUGCAGAAGGUGCUCGACGUGCUGCUCAAGUACCCGGAAGAUCGGCUCUCGACCUUCGGCUGCAUGCAGCGCGUCGGCCAGAAGCACCCGGAGAUCUGCAUGUCGAUCACGCCGCAGCUCCUGCAGGAUCACCCGUUCUUCGAUAGCGCCGAGCGGGACGUCGAAGAUCCGGCGUACGUGUGCGUGCUGAUCAUGCUGUUCAACGCCGCCCAGCAUCUGCCCGCCAUGCUGAGCCUGUUCCCCGAGACCACCAUCAAACACUACGCGUACCUGCGCGACACGAUGCCCAACUUUGUCCCCCGGCUCGAUGUGGGGGGCGACGGCAAAGAACUGAACCUAACCGGAUCGACCGGAUCACGGCAGUUCCUGGAAACGCUGCUCAGCAACAUUCAGCGCGCCUACUCGGCCCCACAGGCCCGCCAGGCCCUCCUGAAGGCGGCCCAGGACGAUCUUGAUCGGUUGGCCGAAAUUGAUCCGGCCUUCUCCGGUACGGCCAACUUUACGUCCGUGUUCUUCGGGGCCCAGCUGCAGAUGGAACAGCUACAGCUGGCCGCCACCGGGCACUCGAUCAAGGCCCCGAUCAAGGAGUGUCUGCAGCAGCUGAUCAAAAAGUGUCUCAUGCUGCAGAACCUGUUCUCGAACCUGACCACCGACGACCAGCUGCUCGUGAAGCAGAUGUGCCUGCGGGCCAGCGCCCUGAACUUGGUGCUGAUCGUGAAGGACCGAGCGCAGAGUGCCCUCGGGCCGUGCCAACUGUUGCUGCACAUCGCGAGCGAUGCGAGCAGCUUUCUGCAGGAGAACGUGGCCCUCGCUGCGGACUCGUUUACCGGCGGAAUCCUGACCAAGCUGGCGGCGAUCGGUGAUCCGAAGCCGGGCCGGGUGUAUCGAGAAAUCUUACCCAUCGUACAAACCGCGGCCCCGGUCGUCAUUCCACAGAUCAACACCAAUAUCAAAAUGUGUAAAGCGCGGAUCAUCGAACCCACGGAGAGCUCGUACAGUGCCGACAACGUCAUCAAGGUGACGGCCGGCCUGAUAGCGGCCGUUCCGUUCGUGGCGGAGCUGGACAACCUGCAGCAAACGCAGCGGCAAGAUUUGCGGCUGAAGAUCAAGUACCCCGACCAGAACGUGCACAUCAUCGUGCCACGGAAGCGCGACCUGAAGAAGGUCAUGACGGAGCAGGGCGAAAGCGAGUCCCAGUGGCGGCUGCGGACGAAGGUGCUCCUGUCGCACGGUGUCUGGACCGAAGCGUCGACCGUCGAGAUCACGAUCUGUCUGUCGGUGCGCGCGAACAACGAGCUGGAACUGUGCAAACCGGUCAAGGUGCACUUUGCGCCGAAACCGGUCAAACGUGGCCUGUGA